Zingiber officinale is the source of this 2113-nucleotide messenger RNA. RefSeq names its product heparan-alpha-glucosaminide N-acetyltransferase-like. The record is from RefSeq and is a predicted model, not a curated record. NCBI's taxonomy places the organism in Eukaryota, Viridiplantae, Streptophyta, Magnoliopsida, Zingiberales, Zingiberaceae. Bases 18 to 1472 code for a protein of 484 amino acids. The transcript has 12 exons.
UGCGGAGCGGUAGGAAGAUGGAGGGAAGCCAUCGUGCCGGUCCACGAAUCGCAAUAAAACGAGCGGUUCGCAGCACCCGACCCACCCGCAUUCCUCCGCAUCGGGAUCAGAUCCAGAACAUGGCGGUGUACGAGCUCAUCAAGGCCGCCGACGAAGGAAGCGCCGCCUCCGCCGCCGCCGAUCCAAACCACAAAGCCCUCUCCCUCGCCGUCGACAGUCAGAGGGACCUGGAAAACGGCGCCGGAGAAGGCGUCGUGCCGCCGGGUAAGGCCGAGUCCCCGGCUCUGAAGCGCGCGCCGCGACUCGUGUCGCUCGAUGUCUUCCGAGGCCUCACCGUCGCGCUCAUGAUCUUUGUAGACAACGUGGGUUCAUAUUUCCCUGCUAUCAACCACUCUCCCUGGGAUGGUGUAGCCCUUGCUGAUUUUGUGAUGCCACUUUUCUUAUUUAUAGUUGGAGUGGCUCUUGCAUUGACUUAUAAGAGAAUCUCAAACAAAGCCAUGGCAACCCAAAAAGCAGUACUUCGAGCAAUGAAGCUCUUUUUUGUUGGUCUUGUAGUUCAAGGUGGCUAUUUCCAUGGUCUUUAUGAUUUAACAUAUGGAGUUGAUAUUUUGAGAAUACGAUGGAUGGGUAUCUUACAGAGAAUAGCAAUAGCAUAUCUGUUAGCUGCAAUAUCUGAAAUCUGGCUUAGAGUUGAUCAAGAUGUGGAGUCUGGAUAUUCCUUGGUCCGACGAUACCGAUUGCAACUGUUGGUGGGUCUUGCCCUAACAUCCAUUUACAUGGUUCUUCUUUAUGGUCUAUAUGUUCCUGAUUGGGAGUAUCAGAUAUCUGUGACUGGCUCCACAUUGAGGACCUUCUCAGUUAAAUGUGGUAUGAGAGGUGACACAGGACCUGCUUGCAAUUCUGCUGGCAUGAUUGACCGCAGAGUCUUUGGCAUCCAACAUCUACACAGACGCCCUGUGUAUGAAAGAACUGAGCAAUGCAGUAUAAACUCACCAGCUAGUGGUCCUCUUCCACCUGAUGCUCCUUCAUGGUGCCAAGCUCCUUUUGAUCCCGAAGGAUUACUCAGUUCUAUGAUGGCAAUUGUCACUUGCUUGAUUGGAUUGCAAUUUGGGCAUGUUAUCAUACACUUUGAGGAUCACAAGGAGAGGAUCGUGCAGUGGAUGAUUCCUUCCUUUUGUCUAUUAGCACUAGCCUUUUCAUUGGAUUUCUUUGGAAUGCAUCUGAACAAGGCUUUAUACACGCCGAGUUACACCUGCAUCACUGCUGGGGCUGCUGGGGUCAUGUUUACUGGAGUAUAUGUGCUGGUCGACGUCUAUGGCUACAGGAAGCCAACCUUGGCCAUAGAAUGGCUGGGGACGCAUGCACUCAUGGUCUACAUUCUAGUAGGUUGCAACAUCUUCCCUUUAUUUAUCCAGGGGUUCUACUUGAGGGAACCUGAGAACAAUAUCUUGAAGAGCAUUGGUGUUUCCUAAACAUCGUCUAUGAGGACUUUUGGGCCACUCUCCUUACAUUGGACGUAGUGAAGCUCUUCUUGUAUUUCUAUCAAGCAUUAAUUUUAUGUUGCACUUCAAUGAAUCUAAUUAUACAAGAACUACUAACAUGCCAAAAUAAUAUAGGAAAGAGUUGUCUAGAUCAAAACAGUGUUGUGUUGAUCACAGUUUAAACAUGUUAAAAGGCACGAAUGCAUUAUGCAAUCCAUGCCGAGGAACGCGUUAACUUUUUACUAGCUCCCUCUACUUUCCUUCACUUCCUGCCAGUGCACCACUGACGAUGGUCCAUGGCCCAGGGCCCCAGGCCAUGUGAUGAACCAGUGAACCACCACCUAUUAUCUUAACUUCUUCCUUUAAUUCAAUACCAUUUCACUGUGUGAGAAUUGAGAUGAAGACAAAACCCUUGGGAGUUUUUGCACGGUAGCUAGAGUGGAUGGGGCCACUCAGACAGCUGAGGUUGUCUCAAACUCAACACGGAUGGAUUUGUCGACUUGACCGGCUGCCUCUUCCUUUUGUAAGUCUUCUCUUCUUCUUUUGUAGCUUGUAGCUUUUGCCGAGUGUUUUGUUCACGUUACCGAUCGACGUCAUAUUAAUGAUAUUUGAAAACCUUUUUUCGUGAAUAA